AAGGGAAAAUUCCAGAUUAAUACACAACUUUAAUUAUUAUUUCCAACUUAAUACACAACUUUUAAAAGUGCCCAUUAAAAAACACAAACUAAUUUUUUUUGCUCUUUUAAUAAUUCUACUAAAGCCCAUGUAUCCAUGUUACUUUGGUUCCUUAACGCAAUCAUCAAAACUGUUAACACCGUAACAUACUCGUUAAUUUCUGCUGUUUAGCACUAACCAUGGUUAAUAAACUAACCUUAAGCUUAAAUGAUGUCGAUUUGUUUACCCUUUUAUCCUCUCAAAUCGAAAACCCUAACUUCCUCAAAACUUCUCAUUGAUUUUCACCAAACAAAUCAUCGAUUGCCUGUCGAAAUGUUCGUCAUCGUAGUGUAGACUCAGCGAGAAAGUGACUUACGAAUACAAAGAUGAGUGUCAUUGAUGGUGCUUUGAAGAUGAACAUUCGCUAUGGCGGUUCUAUGUCAUACGGAAAAGAGAAGUUCUCUUACAGUGGUGGAGUUUGUGUUAGAGAUUUGUUUGUUGACCCGGAUCUCUUGACGUGGUCAGUUUUCGAGGAGUUCAUAUCAGACAGAGGAAUCAAAAGUAAGAUAGAGCAGGUUUGGUAUAAGGUAGUGAAAGAAAAUAUCUCUUCGGCUAGAUCGAUAUACACAGACAAAGAUACCGAGAUUAGGAAGUUGUGUAAAGAAACUGAAGCUGUUGGUGAAGUUGAUUUGUACAUUGUCUAUGGUCAGAAUGCGGAUGAAGAGAAGAGUGAGGAUGAGAAGAGUGAGGAUGAAAAUAGAGAGGAGGUCAGUGAUGAAGAAGAAAUGAAUGAGAAUGAAAUUAGAGAAAAACAGGAAAAAGCUGCAAGUGGUCAUCAAUGGGAGGAUAAAGUUGUCUUUGGUUAUUUAUCAAGUUAUUAAGCUUUUUAAAGCUUUUGUCUGCUUAUAUAAACACAAAACAAUACAAAAUCUUGAGAGAAACAAUACGACUAACCACACAAACAAUACCACAAUCAGACAUGACUAACAAGACAAGCACAUAAGAACAACAACUAAUUACUUUAAGCCAUGGACAAUCACAGAAACAACUCCAUUGUCACAAAUGCUGUUAGAAGAUAUUGUUUCUUCUUGAACAAGACACACAAAGCUCUGUUUUUAUGAAAGAAAACAGUAUUACAAAAACUGAUUUUUAUUGAAUAUGAAAAACAACUUGUAGUUUUUACAUUACGGCAACAACGUUUUUUAAUUCUUUCAUGGUCACAAGUUCAGUUUUCUUUAGACCUACAUCCCGAGUUUUGGCUUUGAUCAUCUCUCUCUGUAUCUCUUUCCCUCUCUCUCUGAAUCUCUUUCCUCUCUCUAUUAAUCGAUGAAGAUAAAUUAGGGUUUCAUUUGAGAAUAAUAAGCUUAAGGGUAGUUAGUUUAUUAACCAUGGGUUAGUGCUAAACAGCAGAAAUUAACGAGUAUGUUACGAUGUUGACCGUCUUGAUAAUGGCGUUAACGAGCCAAUGUAAUAUGGAUACACGGGAUUUAGUAGAAGUAUUAAAAGAGCAAAAAAAAAAAAAUAGUUUGUGUUUUGUUCUGGUCAUUCUCAAAAGUUGUGUAUUAAGUUGGAAAUAGUAAUUAAAGUUGUGUAUUAAUAUGGAAUUUUCCCUUAUAUCAAUGCAAGAAUAGUAAUCUGAGAUUAAACUUACAGUUCUAUUUUAGUUUUGUAUCAAGCUCAACAAUCAAUCGUUGGAUCGUGGAGCCGAUAGUUUCUUAUGGCGCAAUGGAGCGGGUCAUUAUGUACCAAAGUUUUCUGUUAAAGCAACUUGGAAUUCUAUUAGGGAGUCCGCCUCCAUUGUGCCUUGGUACUCUCUGGUAUGGUUCAAGGAAGGGAUCCCCAGAUGUUGUUUUCUUACUUGGAUGGUAACUCUUUCAAGGCUGCCUACCAGGGACAGGUUGAGCGCUUGGGGAAUAAAUGUUCCUCUGCAUUGUGUGCUAUGUUCUGAGGGUCUUGAGUCUCAUCAGCAUCUCUUUUUCCAAUGCUCCUUCGUAGCGGGCCUAUGGCAGCACUAUUGUGGCAACUAUGGACUCUCUGUUCCUUCCUCUCUCAAUGCGGUUUCUUCUCUCCUGUCUCUUCGUCAGGUUGGAGACACACCAGGCCUCCGGGUCGUGUUAAAGCUUCUUUUGCAGGCAAUCGCUUACUGCUCUUGGAGGGAACGGAACCUGCGCAUCUUCCAGCAGACCUCUUCGACUGAAGCUGGCGUCAAAGCUCAAGUCCAUCGCCUCCUUCGGGACCGCCUCAUCUCCACCCAGCCUCCGACACCUGCCUCUACUCUGCUGCAGGUUUAUCUCUCGCUACUACCUUCCGGACUGUAAUAGCUUGCUCUUUGUUUCUUUGUCUUGUUGUCUUCUCUUGUUUC
Brassica napus (rape) is the source of this 2380-nucleotide messenger RNA. RefSeq lists its product as uncharacterized. The record is from RefSeq and is a predicted model, not a curated record. Lineage: Eukaryota; Viridiplantae; Streptophyta; Magnoliopsida; Brassicales; Brassicaceae. The transcript is spliced from 2 exons. Bases 405 to 899 code for a protein of 164 amino acids.